UUCAAAUUUGAACUUUUUUUAAUUUUUUUUCAAUAAAAAUGGCUGGUUUUGUCAAAGUCGUCAAGAACAAAGCUUAUUUCAAACGUUUUCAGGUUAAAUUCAAAAGGAGGCGAGAGGGCAAAACCGAUUACUAUGCUCGCCGUCGGUUGGUUGUUCAAGACAAGAACAAAUACAAUACACCGAAAUAUCGUUUGAUUGUUCGAUUCACAAACAAAGACAUUAUUUGUCAGAUUGCCUACGCUAAAAUUGAAGGUGAUCAAAUUGUUUGUGCUGCCUAUGCUCAUGAAUUGCCACGUUAUGGUAUCAAAGUUGGUCUUACCAAUUAUGCUGCCGCUUAUUGUACCGGGUUGUUGCUUGCUCGUCGGUUGCUUCAAAAAUACAAACUUGACGGCAUCUAUAAAGGAACUGAAGAAGUGAAUGGUGAACAAUAUACAGUGGAGAAUAUUGAUGGCCAACCACGUUCUUUCCGUGCUUAUUUGGAUGUCGGUUUAGCACGUACAACAACUGGUGCACGUGUAUUCGGUGUUAUGAAAGGUGCAGCCGAUGGUGGUAUCGAUAUUCCUCAUUCGACCAAACGUUUCCCUGGAUAUGAUAAUGAAUCCAAAGAAUUUAAUGCUGAAGUUCAUCGUAAUCAUAUAUUCGGUCAACAUGUAGCCGAAUAUAUGAAAAAACUUUUGGAAGAAGACGAAGAAGCAUAUAAACGACAAUUUUCUCAAUACAUUAAACUUGGUAUCACUAGCGAUGAGCUUGAAAACAUCUAUGAAAAAGCUCAUGAAGCAAUCCGUAAUGAUCCAUCACCACCGGCGAAGAAACAACGAACCAAACCAUCGGAUAAAACAAAGGUUAAAGUGUGGAAGGCCAAGAAACUUACAUUGGCUGCACGUAAGAAUAAAAUUGAGCAAAGAAAACAAGCCGUUUUGGCUAAAAUUAAAGGCGAAUAAUGAUGAAUGUAAUUUGCAUUACAAUUUUU
Dermatophagoides farinae (American house dust mite) is the source of this 970-nucleotide messenger RNA. It is a transcript of the gene RpL5, whose product is annotated as ribosomal protein L5. Gene Ontology annotation, cellular component: cytosolic large ribosomal subunit; ribosome. Gene Ontology annotation, molecular function: structural constituent of ribosome; 5S rRNA binding. Gene Ontology annotation, biological process: translation; ribosomal large subunit assembly. The record is from RefSeq and is a predicted model, not a curated record. Lineage: Eukaryota; Metazoa; Arthropoda; Arachnida; Sarcoptiformes; Pyroglyphidae.